Asparagus officinalis (garden asparagus) is the source of this 1820-nucleotide messenger RNA. Its product is annotated as pentatricopeptide repeat-containing protein At4g02820, mitochondrial. Gene Ontology annotation, cellular component: mitochondrion. Bases 96 to 1661 code for a protein of 521 amino acids. The transcript is spliced from 2 exons. Gene Ontology annotation, molecular function: protein binding. Lineage: Eukaryota; Viridiplantae; Streptophyta; Magnoliopsida; Asparagales; Asparagaceae. The record is from RefSeq and is a predicted model, not a curated record.
UGAACGUUUAGAUUUCAGGGUCUAAUACUGAAUUGUCAAAGAUUUGGGCUUCUAAUAAUUAUAAAUAAAUAAAAAACCCAAAAAGGGCAAAAGAAAUGCUACUAGCCCGCCUUUUCCGCCGUUGCGCCCUGCUCUCCGCCCGCGCGCAGCCGCUCUCAUCGUCGGCAACGGCCGAAUUCUUAACAUCCCACCAAAGCACAACCCCGACUACAACCUACAACAGCAGCGGUAAAGGUCGAGACACGCUGGGCCGAAGGCUGCUGAGCCUCAUAUACCCCAAGCGCAGCGCCGUCAUCGUCCUCCGCAAAUGGGCCGAGGAAGGAAAGCCCAUUCAAAAGUACCAGCUCAAUCGAGUUGUACGUGAGCUGAGAAUUUACAAGAGAUAUAAGCACGCUCUUGAGAUAUGUGAAUGGAUGAGAACUCAACCAGACUUCAAACUAUUACCAGGGGACUUUGCUGUUCACUUAGACUUGGUAGCAAAAGUCCGUGGCUUAAGCAGUGCAGAGAAAUUCUAUGAAGAUCUGCCCGAGAAAAUGAAAGGACAAUCAACCUGCAGUGCGCUCCUUCAUACUUAUGUUCAGAACAAAAUGUCAACCAAAGCUGAGGAACUAAUGAAACAAAUGUCAAUUCAUGGCCUCCUUAGAUGCGCUCUUCCUUACAACCAUAUGAUUUCCCUCUACAUUUCCACCGAUGCAACAGAUAAAGUAGGAGAAAUGGUUAAGGAACUAAAGAAGAACACUUCUCCAAAUGAGCUCACCUACAAUCUCUGGUUAACUGCUUGUGCCAAUAUAAAUGACACGAAUACUGCAGAAAAGAUAUUCGAAGAGAUGAAGGAGAGGAGAUUAGCCCCUGAUUGGGUAACAUAUAGCAUACUAACAAGCAUCUACAUCAAAUCGGGCAAAAUCAGCGCUGCAAAAGAAGCGUUGAAGGAGAUGGAGAAAAGGGUUUCGAGGAAGGAAAGAACAGGAUACUGUUCUCUCAUUAGUUUAUAUGCAAAUCUAUCAGAUAAAGAGAAUGUGUAUAGAAUUUGGGACAAAAUGAGAAUGACAUUUAGAAAGAUGAGUGACGUUGAGUACAAGUGUAUGCUAUCAUCUCUUGCAAAAUUGGGUGAGAUUGAAGAAGCUGAAUCAAUCUAUAAUCAAUGGGAAUCAGUAUCAGGCACAGGAGACUCUAGGGUUCCAAACAUUUUACUCGCUUUUUAUGUAAAGCAUAGGAUGAUGCUUAAAGCAGAGAGUCUUCACGCGCGUAUCUUAAGGGCAGGAAUUGAGCCCAGCUACAGUACUUGGGAGCUUUUGGCAUGGGGAUAUUUGAGAGAGGAGAGGAUGAACAAAGUAUUUGAUUGCCUAAAGAGAGGAUUAUUGAGUUUGGAGAAAUGGGAGCCUGAUAUUAGAAUCGUGAGGGGUGUUUUUGACAAACUCGAGAAACUUGGGAAUGUUGAAGAUGCAGAGGAGUUCUUGGUGAUGCUUAGGGGAGUAGGGUAUGUGACUACUGAGAUAUAUAAUUCUUUGCUUAGGACUUAUGCGAAAGCUUGUAAAAUGCCACUGAUAGUUGCUGAACGAAUGAGAGCUGAUAAUGUUGAGUUGGAUGGAGAGACUCGGCGGUUGUUGAAGGAGACUAGCAGGUUUUGCGUAGCAACCUCUGUUUCAACCUUGAUUUCUUGAGGGAGGGUAGCUUCCUUCGCUUGUGAAGCUCUGGGGUUCUGUCGUUUGUGAUCAACAUUGUGCCUUGCCUUCUCUUUUAAGUAUCAUAUCAUAGAGAGGGAAUAUUGUUGUAAUCAGGCUUUCCAAUUUCAAAGAGCUAAAUUAGAGGUUCGGUUUCUA